Linnemannia hyalina is the source of this 2598-nucleotide messenger RNA. NCBI's taxonomy places the organism in Eukaryota, Fungi, Mortierellomycota, Mortierellomycetes, Mortierellales, Mortierellaceae. The record is from the annotation of a GenBank genome assembly.
AUGCCGCCUCACCCACCAGAAGAGACGUCAGUCUUGAGCCACCGGCCUGGACAAGACGACGAGUCGUCCCGCCUGACAGUCCACUCAAAAGAUCCUCUAGCAUUCUCGUCUGCCAAUCAGCUCAGCGUCGGGGGACUCAAGGGAGGGCUUCACUUUUCGGGCCUCUACGCGAGUGUCGACCACAACAACGAUAAUAACGAUCUUUCUCCUGAGGUGUACAGAACCGGUAUGGCCGUCGGUCGUGGAGGAGGGAUCGACGUUGGUGGACAACAACCUCAGCCGUCGCAGCAACCAAACGGGAUAAAGAACAACUCUGGUGGUAUGGUGGCAGUCCUGUCGUACAGGUUGGGUGAUGGAUCUGCGUUGUUGCCACCUUCACCUUCGAUGACGCCGAUUGGAUUGAUGGAAGGACCUCCUAAGCCUCUUCGUGAGUUGAAUGGUGCAGCGGCCUAUCCGGGGAAUGGAGUGGGAGGUGGUCAGCAGGGGCGUGGGUAUUACUUUGACCAGCAACCUCAUCACAUCCACCACCACCAACAACAACAGCAACAGUAUUAUCAUCCUUACCAGCAGCACCAACAACUCCACCAGCCCCAGCCUCGAGGUCCCCCAAGUACAUAUCUUAAUGAGUUCGGAAGUCAGCAGCAGCAGCAGCAGCAGCAGCCGAAUGGGCACCAACCCUACAUACCCUACUCUGGCAACUCGUCUCCAGCCUUCCCAAACAGCCCCACGAUAGAGAACUUCCACUCCGCAUACUCUUCUCCUGUCAUUCACCACCGCAACUACGAAUCCCUGCAAUCCUCGCCUCACGACCUAGCAGCCCACUACCGGUCUUCUCAAGAGCAACUUGCAUUCUACGAUGGCAAAUCUGCUGUGGUGGCUUCCAUCGCCCCUCCUCCUUACACGCCCACGACCCCACAGAGCUAUGGUCUUAAAUCAUCCUACGUUUCGCUGUGGAAGAAAGCUACUUGGAUCGUCUUCACCAUGGGAAUCUUCCUCAUCCCUUACGGGGUUCUCAAAGCCUGUUUCCAUCUCCAAGUCUCUGCAGGCGCCUGGCAGACGUCCAUCACCUAUGGGAUGUUAAUGACCGCAGAUUUCUUUGCCGUCAUCUGUUUCUCAGCCCUAAACCGCCGUCGCGUCAACCAACGUGUCAAGAAACGUGACCCAUACUGGGUCGGACUGAGUACAGGCAUCCUAGCAGUCGGAUACCGCGAAGACCCAAUCCUCCUAGAAGGGUGCUUGAAAUCUCUCCGCGCGAUCCGGUACCAGCGUAACCAACGCGUCAUGCUAGUUGUGGACGGUAACGAGGAGCAGGAUGAGUAUAUGGCCCAGAUCUUUAUGAAGAUCUUUGAGAAGCAAGGGGCGGCAGUUUUUCGACCAAAUUUCUUGUGUAUGGAUCGGGAGGCGAGUGAUAAGUCGAGGGAGGAUCUGGUGAGACAGUUGGCGUACCAUCCGGGCCCUGUUUGUGUGAUGCAGCCGCAUCGGGGGAAACGGUCAGCCAUGUAUACGGGCUUUGCGGCGUUGUUGCAGCAGGGGAUUGAGUCUGUGGUCGUUACAGAUUCUGAUACUUAUCUUGACCCUGCCGUCUGCAAAGAAUUGGCAUUUGCGUUGGCAGAGUCACCAAUCGUGGGCGCAGCAACAGGAGAGGUCCGGAUCUACAACACAGGAACCUGGGUCUCCUUCCUCUCCUCCCUCCGGUAUUGGUUCGCCUUCAACCUCGAGCGCGGCGCCCAAUCCUACCACUCCGUCGUCAACUGUGUCUCAGGUCCUUUAGGAAUCUACCGCAUGUCAAUCGUUGCCGACGUGAUGGACUCCUGGGUCAAACAAUCCUUCCUGGGCGUCCUAUGCACCUACGGCGACGACCGACACCUUACAAAUCUCGUCCUCCGUGAGGGUUACAAAGUCAAGUUCUCUCAUCACGCCAUCUGUUACACCGACACGCCGAUCCGGUUCAUCGCCUGGGUGACCCAACAAACCCGGUGGUCGAAAUCUUUCUUCCGCGAGAUCCCUAUCCAGCUCGGAUGUAUGCAUCUCCACUCGCCUUGGAUGACCUACGCGUUGUUGUACCAGUUGAUCUACCCGAUGAUGAUGAUCUAUAACCUGGUGAACUGUAUUUAUUUCGGCACAGGGUCCCAGAUUGCAUGGUGGAUGUUUUCGAUCAUGUUGGUGGGGUUGAUGAAGACGGUGUAUGCGGUGAGGGUGACAAGGGAUAAGAAGUUUUUCUUUACGACCAUUUAUGGGUUCUUGUAUAUGUUGGGAUACGUCCCCGCAAAGGUCUACGCCGCCCUGACCCUCUACGACAACUCCUGGGGCACCAGGAAUUUCACUCAACUGCAAGCCUACAUCGCCCCCGUAACAUGGGGAACCAUCCUCUUCUUUGGCGUCUUCAACAACCCCACCCGGUACUCUGAACGCGCACCCAUCCCCGAAGGUCUCUCACCCUCACUCCUGACCGACGAGAAAGUCAUCCGGAUCCUCUUCACCUUUGGAGAUUUCUCGUAUGAGGAGUUGUUUGAGUGUAUGUCGGGGUAUGUGGAGGUUGAGGGCGGUGGUGGUGUUGUUGGGGGAGGGAAGCGGAAGGUUGCAAGGUUUGAGGUGUAA